AUGUUCAAGCGCGAUGGAAGUGCCGCCGCAGAGGGGCGCCCGCUGCUCGCGCGCUCCGCCGGCUCCUCCGCGGGCUCGGCGACCAGCUCCAGGCGCGUGCGCAUCAACCGCUGGCAGAGCCUCAACGCCCCGCAGUACUACGAGGGCGUCUACAACACCCUACUCAGCUACGCUCCGGCCAGCGUCGUGGCGUUCGGCGGACUGGCGCUACUGAUCGGCGUGCUGGUGCUCGUCCACACACAGCACCUCGUGGCCACUGCGGACAUCCCGCGCAGCUCUCUGGGCACGACGAGCCCCCUGUGGUUUGAGCAGCGCAUCGACCACUUCUCGUGGCUGGCCGCUGAAGCGUUGGACCCGUCGAACGCCGGUGCGGCUCCUAGCGGCCUGCCAGCCACGUACAAGCAGCGAUACCUGUUGAACACUCAGUUCUGGGACCCGAAGGACAAAAAGGCGCCCGUCUUCUUCUACACGGGCAACGAAGGCGACGUGACGCUGUACGCUAACCACACAGGACUGAUCUGGGAAAACGCAAAGGCUUUCAAGGCGCUGGUGGUGUUUGCAGAGCACCGCUACUACGGCAAGAGCUUCCCGUUCGGCGACAAGUAUAUGGACCAUUUGGCUUAUGUCACGCAUGAUCAAGCGCUUGCCGACUACACGGAACUUAUUUAUCAUCUCCAGAAGAAGUACGACGCGUUCAACCACCCCGUCAUCGCGUUCGGUGGCAGCUACGGAGGGAUGCUGUCAGCUUGGUUCCGCAUGAAGUACCCGAACAUCAUCGCGGGUGCUAUUGCCGCCUCGGCGCCCAUUUACGGCUUUGGAGGCUUUCCGGCUUUUGACGGCCAAAAGUACUGGCAGGUGGUCACACGCGAUGCAAGUCCUGCAGCAGGCUCCGCGGCCAACUGUGUGCCUAACGCAAAGAAGUCCUGGGCGCAAAUUUUCGAGCUGGCCAAGACGGAGGAUGGACGCGCUACACUUUCUUCGCUCUUUAGGUUGUGCACGCCAUUGGCAAGCGAAGAGCAGGGAGAAGACUUGGCGAUGUCGGUGCUGUUCGCAUUUGACACGUUGGCGAUGGGGGAUUUUCCGUAUCCGUCCAGCUAUCUUACUGGCGGAGCAGUCGACCUCCCAGCGUGGCCCGUGCGCCAGGCGUGCUCACAUUUGGCAGGUGAAUUCCCCACGCCGUCUCUCCGAAAAGAUGGCGUGGAUACAACGCUGCUGGAGGCUCUCCGCAACGCGGCCAACGUGUUCCACAACGCCACCAAGGACCUGGCUUGCUUCAAGAUCCCCACUCUAUGGGACUACGACGGAAUCUGGGACUACCAGUACUGCACUGAAAUGCUGCCACAGGAGACGUACUUCAGCACAAAUGGCGAGACGGAUAUGUUCUGGCCGCGCAACACCACGUUCGAGGAGAUCCGCGCGCACUGCCAGCGCGACUGGCACACGACACCCGAUCAGGACGGCAUUCGCGUGAGCUACGGCGAUGAGAUGCUGCGUUCGGCCUCGAACAUCGUGUUCAGCAACGGUCUGUUGGACCCGUGGAGCAGCGCCGGCGUGCUGCACGCCCCCAAGGACGCCAAGGUGACGAUCGUCGAGAUCGCGGAGGGCGCCCACCACCUGGACCUGUUCUUCAGCCACCCGAAGGACCCCCCGUCGGUCAUUGCCGCUCGCAAGACCGAGGUUAAGAUGAUCCACCAGUGGAUCGACGAGUUCGUAGCGUACAAGUAAGUAGAUAAGCGCCACCGGGUGAAACGAAGUUGAAGCUGAU
Messenger RNA from Phytophthora sojae, 1765 nucleotides. RefSeq lists its product as hypothetical. Bases 1 to 1725 code for a protein of 574 amino acids. Lineage: Eukaryota; Oomycota; Peronosporomycetes; Peronosporales; Peronosporaceae. Gene Ontology annotation, biological process: proteolysis. The record is from RefSeq and is a predicted model, not a curated record. Gene Ontology annotation, molecular function: dipeptidyl-peptidase activity; serine-type exopeptidase activity. The transcript is spliced from 3 exons.